GUUGAGUUUUGGGGGGAGACAAAAACUCAUUCAAAUAUGGAAGUUUUCAUUUCCCUUUGUACCAUGACAUUCUACGUAGUUGCCCCCUCAAACCCAUUCAAUGCCCAUCUGUGUUUUGUUCUCAUUUGCAGCACGUACUUCCUCCUCUAUAUAAAGGCCAUGAAGCAUGCCAGCCAGAGCCAACUUAUACUUAUCAAGAUUAUUACCAACAAAAAAAACCUCAAGUUAUGGCAAUGCAAUUACGAUCUUUUCUCUUAGGCGUGCUGCUACUAAUUGGCUUUGCAUUCACAAAUAGCAAAGCAGAUAUUAGAGCUCCACCCACGCAUUUUGACACCGCUUCUCUCAAUAGGAGCAGUUUUCCAGAAGGGUUCAUAUUUGGCGUAGGUUCUGGAUCUUACCAAUAUGAAGGUGCUGCAAACGAAGGUGGUAGAGGACCAAGCAUUUGGGAUGCCUUCACCCGCAAAUAUCCAGAAAAGAUUAAUGAUAGCAGUAAUGGAGAUAUCGCUGUUGAUCAGUAUCACCGCUAUAAGGAAGAUGUGGGGAUUAUGAAGAAUAUGGGGUGGGAUGCUUAUAGAUUCUCUAUCUCAUGGUCAAGAUUAUUACCAAGUAAGUUCAUCCACAUCCUCACAUUUGGUUGUGACCAAUCGUCAUAUAAAGUUCAGUUUAAAUUGUAUCAGUGCACUUAUUUCGUUAUUUUCUGGUUUUGUUUUAAUUAUUAGAUGGAAAGUUAAGUGGAGGAGUGAACAAGGAAGGAAUCAAAUAUUACAACAAUCUCAUCAAUGAGC
Molecule: messenger RNA, 785 nt
Organism: Prunus persica (peach)
Lineage: Eukaryota; Viridiplantae; Streptophyta; Magnoliopsida; Rosales; Rosaceae
Product: non-cyanogenic beta-glucosidase
Exons: 4
Coding region: 228-719 (163 amino acids)
Biological process (GO): carbohydrate metabolic process
Molecular function (GO): beta-glucosidase activity
Source: RefSeq, a predicted model, not a curated record